Perognathus longimembris pacificus (Pacific pocket mouse) is the source of this 1434-nucleotide messenger RNA. It is a transcript of the gene Ggps1, whose product is annotated as geranylgeranyl diphosphate synthase 1. Gene Ontology annotation, biological process: isoprenoid biosynthetic process. Bases 234 to 1136 code for a protein of 300 amino acids. The record is from RefSeq and is a predicted model, not a curated record. The transcript has 4 exons. Gene Ontology annotation, molecular function: prenyltransferase activity. Lineage: Eukaryota; Metazoa; Chordata; Mammalia; Rodentia; Heteromyidae.
UGCGCAGUGAGAGCGGGAUGGCGCAUUUUCUAGUACCGAGUUAUGCGGCGUCGCUGGCGGCUGAGGGCGGAGAGUUCCGUGGUGAAGUAAGGGGUGGGAUUCAUGUAGGCGUCGGGAGGAGCCGAGGUCUGAACUAUAGAGUGGGAAGCUGAUGCUGGGCACUGCGGCUCGCGGACCGGCGGCGUGAAGUCGUGAGAUCAUCGUGGAACCGUCAGCUUUGAAACCUAAAAACAAUGGAGAAGACUCAAGAAACAGCCGAGAGAAUUCUCCUAGAGCCCUAUAAGUACUUGCUUCAAUUACCAGGUAAACAGGUGAGAACCAAACUUUCACAGGCUUUUAAUCAUUGGCUGAAAGUCCCAGAAGACAAACUACAGAUUAUCAUUGAAGUGACAGAAAUGUUACACAAUGCCAGUUUGCUCAUUGAUGACAUUGAAGACAACUCUAAGCUCCGACGCGGCUUUCCCGUGGCUCACAGCAUCUACGGGAUUCCAUCUGUCAUCAACUCGGCCAAUUAUGUGUACUUCCUUGGCUUGGAGAAGGUUUUAACCCUGGACCACCCAGAGGCAGUGAAGAUUUUUACCCGCCAGCUUUUGGAGCUCCAUCAGGGACAAGGCCUAGAUAUUUACUGGAGGGACACUUACACAUGUCCCACUGAAGAUGAAUAUAAAGCCAUGGUCCUGCAGAAGACAGGCGGACUGUUUGGAUUAGCAGUAGGUCUCAUGCAGUUGUUCUCUGACUAUAAAGAAGAUUUAAAGCCACUGCUUAAUACACUUGGGCUCUUUUUCCAAAUCAGAGAUGAUUAUGCUAAUCUAUCGUCCAAAGAAUAUAGUGAAAACAAGAGUUUCUGUGAGGACCUAACAGAGGGAAAGUUCUCCUUCCCUACCAUUCAUGCUAUUUGGUCAAGACCUGACAGUUCCCAGGUGCAGAACAUCUUGCGCCAGAGAACAGAAAAUGUAGAUAUUAAAAAAUACUGUGUGCAUUAUCUUGAAGAUAUAGGUUCUUUUGAAUACACUCGAAAUACUCUUAGAGAGCUAGAAUCUAAAGCCUAUAAGCAAAUUGAGGCCUGUGGGGGGAACCCAGAGCUGGUGGCUCUAGUACAGUACUUGAGUAAGAUGUUCAGAGAAGAAACGGAAUAAUGCCAGCACAUUCUUGACUGGGCAAUGAGGGCAUUCUUUUAGUUGACUGUUUUGUCUCUUAGCCUAUUACUGGUUUACAAACUUGAACCGAGGUAUUUGUCUCCAAAAACUGAGUACGUAGUGGUAAUAUGAAUAGAAUCUCAAUGUAGAAAUCCCUACGUACAUAAAGUGGAAAUUACCAAAAGAAAUCACCUUUUAUACAUCACACUUGAAUGUCGGAAAUCGUUGUAGCAGGACAUUGUGACCACAAAAUUAUGUUGGUUUUUGUCAAUAAAAAAGACAUUAGCUUCCAUUUUUA